GCGAGGGAGGAGGAGGAGAGCAGAGUGGGAGAUCGAGAGAUACCAAGAGUGUGAUGGUUAACACUUCUAUCCAGUCAGUUAGGCAGGAAGGCAGCGUAACCUGAGUUGGAUGAAUUAAGAUUAAUUACAUGAAGUUUUUUUAUAGAUGAAGAAGAGAAAGAAAGAGGACGUAGAAGAAGAAGAAAAAAGAACAUUUUUCAGCAUCCAUGUAGGACUACUCUUUGAAGACUUCUUCUGACUGUGAAGAGGAGACAGAGUGAUUUUUAUAGCUUCAUCAAGAUUCAGUUGCAUUUAUUGGAACCCUUUCAGAAGAGAGAGGAGAAACAAAAGGAGCAGUUUGCAAUAUAAAUCUGCCAAAACUGUUGCUGCCGUGGAUGGAAAAGGAGACUGUGGUAUGACCGGAGCAGCUCUGAGCAUCUGUGUUUACUGUGAAUGGUGGCUCUAAUCCAAAAAUGUGAAGCUAAAAUCGCUACAGAAAAUAUUGUAAAAAGCUCCUGCUUCCUGAAGUUGAAAUAUUCUCUUGGCUUUCUGCUAAUCUAGGAGGAAGGCUCGCGGUCCUUAAGAUGCGACUACCUGUCGACCUUCCCACUAACUGCUGAAUCGAGCCAAUCUCCCGGCACGUACCCCUGAUCACGAAUGUCAUGGUGGUUGGACACACCUGCACUCACGCCAGUGAUUUAGGAAACGGUGACAGACUGGAGACCUGUGCUUGAUUUACAAGUCCAUGUAGGCUGAAGCCAAUUGAACAGACUGAUGGGAAAGGUGGAGAGUGAAGGCCUUUUCUAUUAGGUCUCCCAGUGGGAGUGGGACAUGGGCCUGUCCGGACUCACUGACCCAGUCCUAACACAUUCUGGACAUGCUGGACACUGGGGAAUCUACUUGGCUGACAGACAGCUCUGUUUUUUGGAGUACAUGCUAAUGGAUGGAGAUCAUUUUUUAUGAACACAUCUCAAAUACAACUUAUCUUCUCAAACACCAAAAAGCACAAAUUAGGACGCAACAUGAGCCAUGACUUUAGCACAGUGGAGGUGAAAAACAGCUUUUGGUCCUCUGUUUUGUUGGUGUUUUCUGCCUCUGUUGACUGGAAAUAUAAAACAAUGCUAAAGAGGACAAUGCAGCUACUGUCAACCAACGAGUGAUCACAAUCACCUGGACAAAACAGCUCUGAGAAGAAGUAUUCUGAUGGGUUAUGAACAUAUUUUAUAAAAAAAAAAUCAGCAAACCUCAACCUUUUGGUUUCUUGCCUUUGAGGACAUAAGGAAAAAAGCAGCAAACCGUUCUCCAUCAGCUAUUUUGGAUGUGAUGUGCCUGUUUGUGGAUCUAGCAUGGACUGCAGGCCCUGAUUACACAGCCUUGGUGUUCAGAUAGUUCUGAAGGGAAAGGAUAAUGCAUAUUUUUCCCUGCCCAGAAAAAGAAGCCACCAUGAGCAACGUCACAGUCACAGACAACACGGAGCCCAUCAGCCAUGCCAUGAGUCCGGCCACCCCCGGCCCGUAUUCCUACCCUGUUAGUUUCCAGGUCUCCCUGACAGGCUUCCUGAUGCUGGAGAUCCUGCUGGGGCUAAGCUCCAACCUCACUGUGCUCGCUCUCUACUGUAUGAAGUCGAACCUCAUUAGCUCUGUCAGUAACAUUGUCACUAUGAACCUCCAUGUGUUGGAUGUGCUGGUAUGUGUGUGCUGCAUCCCUUUAACAAUUGUGGUGGUGCUGCUUUCUCUGGAAGGAGACACUGCUCUCGUUUGCUGCUUCCACGAAGCUUGCGUCUCUUUUGCUAGUGUUGCCACAGCUGCAAAUGUGCUCGCCAUCACCCUUGAUCGCUAUGACAUCUCUGUCAAACCGGCGAACAGAGUGUUGACCAUGGGCCGCGCUCUGACCCUGCUAGCUGCCAUUUGGGUGCUAUCCUUUGUGAGUUUCCUCAUACCCUUUAUUGAGGUGGGCUUCUUCGCUCACGGCCACACUGAGCUGAACCAGACAGUGGUGGAGAACGUGGUUCACACUAACCAGUAUUAUACCGAGCUUGGCCUCUAUUACCACCUGCUCGCACAAAUUCCCAUUUUCUUCUUUACUGCCGUUGUGAUGCUCAUCACCUACUCCAAGAUCCUGCAGGCGCUCAACAUUCGCAUUGGCACACGUUUCCACAAUUCACAGAAAAAGAAGGUUCGCAGGAAAAAGCGUCCUUCCAUGACAGCCAUGACAACACAGCAAGAGGCCACGGAUGCAUCCCAGAGCAGCGGCAGCCGCAAUCCCACCCUGGGCAUGCGCACCUCCGUCUCUGUCAUCAUCGCCCUCCGUAGGGCGGUCAAACGCCACAGAGAGAGACGAGAGCGCCAAAAAAGGGUUUUCAGGAUGUCUUUAUUGAUUGUGUCAACUUUCCUACUGUGCUGGACGCCCAUUACGGUCCUCAACACUGUCAUCUUGAGCAUGGGCCCUAGUGACCUGAUGGUCAAGUUGAGAUUGGGAUUUCUGGUAAUGGCCUACGGCACGACUAUCUUCCACCCUCUGCUGUAUGCCUUCACGAGGCAGAAGUUCCAAAAAGUCUUGAAAAGCAAGAUGAAGAAGCGAGUGGUGUCUAUCAUCGAGGCUGACCCCACCCCUAAUAAUGCCAUCAUUCACAACUCCUGGAUCGACCCAAAGAGGAACAAAAAGGUGACGUUUGAGGAUAAAGACGCUCAGAUGAAAGGUCUUUCUUCUGAAGAUGUGGCGUGAAGGAUCUAAUUACUUUGGAGGAACAUAGACAAAGCAGCUAGAACUGACAUUAAGUCUUUGUGAAAAAGGGAAAAUCCUAAUCCAAAGCAGUAAUAUAAAAUAUUAUGUGCAAUAAAAUAUACAAAAAAGAAAUUGGAUAAUUUAUUACUAUUUAUUGAGAGUAAAAAUAUGUUUCAUAGAUGUACCUUAUGUUGUACUGUAGAUAUUGCAUGGACUUUUGUAGCAGCAGCAACACAUGGUGAAUUAUGUAGAUUAAAAAUUCAUGUACAGAACAGGCUAAAUAAGGUGUAUACUAAAUAGAGACAGAAGUAGGAAUUGUCAUGUUAACAUAUAUUUAUAAUAAAUUUUGUGUUCACUUUCAA
This is a messenger RNA of Austrofundulus limnaeus, 3065 nucleotides long. Its product is annotated as probable G-protein coupled receptor 22. Gene Ontology annotation, cellular component: plasma membrane. Gene Ontology annotation, molecular function: peptide binding; G protein-coupled receptor activity. NCBI's taxonomy places the organism in Eukaryota, Metazoa, Chordata, Actinopteri, Cyprinodontiformes, Rivulidae. Gene Ontology annotation, biological process: G protein-coupled receptor signaling pathway; cellular response to hormone stimulus. The record is from RefSeq and is a predicted model, not a curated record. The coding region runs from base 1387 to 2703 and encodes 438 amino acids. The transcript is spliced from 3 exons.